Messenger RNA from Protobothrops mucrosquamatus (brown spotted pit viper), 845 nucleotides. RefSeq names its product cilia and flagella associated protein 161 (gene CFAP161). Gene Ontology annotation, cellular component: motile cilium. The record is from RefSeq and is a predicted model, not a curated record. Lineage: Eukaryota; Metazoa; Chordata; Lepidosauria; Squamata; Viperidae. Gene Ontology annotation, biological process: cilium assembly.
AGCUACUAAUCCAGAAAUCCCGAAGACUGAAAGAAACUCUUUACAAGAAGGAGCCGCUUUCCAUUUCAAAAGAUGGAUUUAUUCAUUUUGGAGACACAGUUCUAUUCAUGAACCUAGACGUCACUAGACUCCCGGAGGAAAAAGCUUUAAUUGUGGGUGGAAAUCUGUCCCUGGCUGUGAAUCCGGAUAUAUCGACUCUGUAUACGGGCGAUAAUUUGUCAGCUCCGUGUGACUUGAGUGCAAUCAAUCAUGUGAACCCCGUGGGGCGGAAUGCAUUUCGGAUUUUAAGCCUGGAAGGAGAAGCCAUGGGGGAACCUGUUAGAUUCGGGCAGAAUUUUGGCCUUGGAACAGCUGGUGGAUUUCAGGAUAAAAUGCUGUUUUUGGCCAGCGACUCUAGAUCAUUUGAGAAUAUGGCCAAGAAAUCUUCUCUCCAGCCCAUCUUCAUGACGGAUGAACUUUCAUACCUGUGUGCCUGGCAAGUUAUUUUCCUGGAUCCACAGUUACGCCUGGAAUAUGAAGGUUUGCCAGUCCCUGCCAAUACAAAAGUUGUCAUUGCCCACAGCCAUACAAAUCAGGCACUCGCAGUUCCUAGGACCUUCUGGAUAAGGACAUACUUUGGAAAAGAGUGCGAAGUCAACUGCCACACCUACCUAGAUUCCCAUAAAGCUGAAGAGACCAAGAACCACUGGAUAAUAGUCACGGGGAAUCCUAGCGACGAGUCGACGACAAUGUUGGACCGACCGAAGCCUCCCUCGGAGGAGACUAGAGCACAAAAGGGAGAACUUGGUGCAAAUUCCUCAGAAUGAAAAGUUAAACUCCCUGCCUUGUGAGUUGCUUUCACGAAA